AAACGUAUAAGAAAAUUUCUAAUAAAAAAUAUCUGUGAUCAUUUAUAAAAUAAAUAAAAAUACUUUUUCAAAAUGUCGACCGCUGUCAAUGCUUCACGCUUGGGUCAAAUGAAGGCACGUUUUCAACAAAAGCAAAUGCAGGAAAAAGAAGAAAAAUUAACACGUUUAUAUGAAACACAGCAACAACGAGCCCUUGAUCGUGUGGUUACAUCACGCACUAACAGUCGUAAUACAACAACAGUAACUCGUAAUAACACAAUGGGAUACAGUAGUGGUGAAACAUCACCGGGAGCCUUAUCUUCAUCAGGAAGUUCAACUUUAAGUUCACAGUUAGGUGGAGGACGUGUUCGGCAAAUGUUCGAGGAACGUCGUACCCAUACUAAAGCUGCUGGUAUCGAUAAAAGUUAUCCAUUAGAGCCCAUUAAAGGAGCAAAAUCAUCCACACAUCGAACUGAACGUACAACGAGUUUAGAUCGUAAUUCAACAUUCACAAAAGGUCAUUCAAAAUUUAGUUCAACAACAAAACGUGUUAUCGACAAUCAACAUUAUAAUUCGAAUACAACUCUAAAUUAUCAUAAUAACAAUGAAAUUAAUAACAAACAUAACAAUAAUUUCAAUGAAUCGAAUGAUUUCGAUUCAUCCGAUAUCGAAAAUCAUAACGAUACUACUGAGGAACAAAUUAUGAACAAACAUAAUUUAUACGAAACAUCAAUUGAUGAUGAAAUGUUUCCUGAUGUUCAAUUAAUUGACGAUGAUUUAGAUGUGACAUUUGGUAAAAUGUCAAAUACUUCUAAUUUAUUACGUCGCCAAUUACCUACAUCCAAUGAACGUUUAAAUGCAUUAGCUUCACGAACACAACAAAAACGUGCGGAGCCAAUUAAACCACGCCAUGAAAAAUUAGUAAAUUCCAAAUCGAAUGGAAUCUCAUCAAAUGUCGAGAAAUUACCAUUACAACGUUCCAAUACGGUUCAACAGCAACGGAAACAACAAGUAGGCGAUGGAGAUUCAGUUAAGAAUAAUAGUGACUCGAAGUCAUCGGUACGAAGUUCGGUUACAAAUGGUCGAAAAGUAGCGGCAAUGAAUAAGGUAAGCACACCGCCGAAAAAAGUUAUGCCAACACCAAUUUCAACAUUCAAAAAGGUCACGAGUCCUUCAGUGACACCAAGACAAUCACCAAUAAAAUCUUCAGCGACAACACCAGUCAAGGCAGAGAUUAAAACAGCGUCACCUUCAAAAUCGCCAUCCAAAACUAUGACAACUAAUACUAUAAAUUCUGCUUCACCACGACGUACUCUAGCAAAUAGUGUUUCGGAUGAUAAUUUAAAACCAUGUAGAAAUUGCAGUCGUCGAUUUGCUGUUGAUCGAUUACAGAAACAUGAAGAGAUUUGUAUGAAAACAGCAAAUAAAAAACGUAAACCAUAUGAUGCUUUAAAACAUCGCGUUCUUGGCACUGAAGCUGAAGCAUUUGUCGCCAAACCAGGAAAGAAUGCUAAACAAGCGGCAGCCGCCGCACCAGUAAAGAAAAAUGCACCAGAUUGGCGACGUAAACAUGAAGAAUUUAUUCAAGCAAUUCGUGCCGCGAAACAAGUACAAGCGCAUUUAGCAGCGGGUGGAAAUAUCCGAGAUCUACCACCCCCACCACCAUCAUCCAAUCCCGAUUAUGUACAAUGUCCACAUUGUGGACGUAAAUUUAAUGAAAGUGCAGCCGAACGGCAUAUACCCAAAUGUGCAAAUUAUUCAUACAAUAAACCGAAACCAGCAGCUAAUAAAAAUGCUAUUAAAAAAAGAUAAAUAGAUAUUUUAUACAAAUAAAA
Messenger RNA from Chrysoperla carnea, 1814 nucleotides. RefSeq names its product zinc finger C2HC domain-containing protein 1C. The record is from RefSeq and is a predicted model, not a curated record. NCBI's taxonomy places the organism in Eukaryota, Metazoa, Arthropoda, Insecta, Neuroptera, Chrysopidae. The coding region runs from base 73 to 1791 and encodes 572 amino acids. The transcript has 6 exons.